ACAGUUUGGUUCUCAAUGAGGUUAGGAAGGAAGGUUUCUGAAGAAAUAGAAGAUUAUCGCCUCAGACAGCAGACCCUGGAUGGAUCAGAUGAUGGAGGAGAUAUUCCUGUUAUUCCGGAUCUGGAAGAAGUACAAGAAGAAGACUUUGUUUUGCAAGUGGCAGCCCCUCCCAGUGUCCAGGUGAACCGGGUGAUGACCUACCGUGACCUGGACAACGACCUCAUGAAGUACUCGGCCUUCCAGACCCUGGAUGGCGAGAUCGACCUGAAGCUCCUCACUAAAGUCCUUGCACCAGAGCAUGAAGUUCGAGAGGAUGACACCAGCUGGGACUGGGACCAUCUGUACACUGAGGUGUCCUCGGAGCUCCUUGCCGAGUGGGACCUGCUACAGACAGAGAAGGAGGAUGCUGCAGGGCAGCCCAGGCACUCCUGAACCCAUAACCUCCACUCUGCAACAAGCCUCAAACUACAGCAAGCAGCUUAGGAUUUUUACAUGGAAUAUUUUGUAAUAAAAAUAUUUAUUUUCAGUAAACCACAUUGGAUCAUUUGGUGGAAAUAAAUUGCUUUAUUCUGUGGC
This is a messenger RNA of Microcebus murinus (gray mouse lemur), 576 nucleotides long. The record is from RefSeq and is a predicted model, not a curated record. Lineage: Eukaryota; Metazoa; Chordata; Mammalia; Primates; Cheirogaleidae.